This is a messenger RNA of Triticum aestivum (bread wheat), 5301 nucleotides long. Its product is annotated as septum-promoting GTP-binding protein 1. Lineage: Eukaryota; Viridiplantae; Streptophyta; Magnoliopsida; Poales; Poaceae. The transcript has 9 exons. The record is from RefSeq and is a predicted model, not a curated record. The coding region runs from base 435 to 1322 and encodes 295 amino acids. Gene Ontology annotation, molecular function: GTP binding; GTPase activity.
CGCGCACGCACGCACGAGUCCCUCCUUCCGCAUUAUCACUUCCCCGUCGCCCGCCCGCGCGCGCGCGCGCCAAUUAUCCCGGCCCAUGCACGACUAGAGUUUACCCGAGUCCUGACUCUCCUCUUGAGCACGCGCCCAAAUAAGCCUUGGUUCGUGCGUGCCAUCUAUCAUCCCAUCCAUGGCGCUGGCGCCUCUGCCGUGAGCAGGAGGAGGCUGGCAGGCGCAGCAGGGACGACGACACCACGUCAAAAGCAACAGGCCUUCCUUUUUAUAGCGCGAGCCCUUUGUUUAGCCUCCGAUUCUCAAGUUUUAAUCCCAGCAUCGUGCUUCCCUCCGGCCUCUCUCUGCGUGUGUAAUUUAUCCCUCCUCCGGCCUGCUACGCCGCACCGCACCGCACCGGGGGCGGCCUUGGUGUGCAUGGGCGCCGCGGCGCCAUGACGACCACAGCUGCCAUGAACGUGGCCGUCACGCAGCUAUGUGCCCGGGGUCGCCGGCGCAGGCCGGCCGCGCUGCGCCACGAUCACCGGUGGGCGCGCUUGCUCCGCCUCGCCGUCGCCACCAGGGCCGUGCGCCUCGUCUGGGACCAGCUUCUCGCCUGCUCCUCCUGCGGCGGGGGCGGUGGCGCCCGGUACCGCCGGCUCGGCCCGCCGCACGGACCGGACGUGCUGACCCCCGUCCCCAUGGAUGACGACGCCUGCGCGGGCGCUGCCGCCCACGCCGACGCCGACGACGACGCGGCGGAUGUCGAGGACGUGGUCGGCCUCAAGGUCAGCCUGCUCGGGGAUUGCCAGAUCGGCAAGACCAGCUUCAUGGUUAAGUAUGUUGGGGAUGGGGAGGAGCAGAACGGGGGCUUGCAGAUGACAGGCCUGAAUCUGAUGGACAAGACUCUGGCUGUUCGGGGCGCCAGGCUCGCCUUCAACAUCUGGGACGUGGCAGGAGACAGCCAGUCCGCCGACCACGUCCCGAUCGCGUGCAAGGACGCCGUGGCGAUCCUGUUCAUGUUCGAUCUCACCAGCCGGUGCACGCUUAAUAAUGUUACCGAUUGGUACGAGAGGGCCAGGAAAUGGAAUAAGACGGCUAUUCCAAUCCUAAUAGGAACGAAGUUUGACGACUUCGCUCAGCUUCCUCUUGAGAUGCAAUGGACCAUUGUCGAUCAGGCCAGAGCAUACGCAAGAGCGAUGAAGGCGACCCUCUUCUUCUCGAGCGCGACGCACAACAUCAACGUGAACAAGAUCUUCAAGUUCAUCACGGCCAAGCUCUUCAACCUCCCUUGGACGGUGGAGCGGAACCUCACCGUCGGCGAGCCCAUCAUAGACUUCUGAACACCAACUAACCACUCCUCCCCCGCCCUACGACUACGACUACGACUAACCAACCUCUCGCCGCCGCUCGCGCGGUGCGCAGCGUUGUACAUAGGUGUACGUUGAGUUGGUUAUGGUUCAUGUACAUGUGCAUGCCUUCUUCCUGGAGAGGAAACCGCGAGGUGUUGGUCGCUCCAUGCAUCUCGCAUGUACACGCAUGUAUAGGGAAUCCAUGCAUGUAAUAUACACGCCCCGUUUUCCCACUUCACAGGAUAACUGUGCGUUGUGCGAUCGUGUGGCGUAGUGGUAGCUCGCACGGACCACGGCCCGGCCUGUGCACGAAUGAUGCAGAUUCAAGAUCUUUUCGACUUCAGUCUUUAGAGUACCGGUGAACACGUCGUGGUUAUAGUUUAUUCCUCCUUGAAAUGGUUAUAGUUUGUCUCUCUCUCGAAACAUGAUUUCGCUCUGCUUUAUAUAUAAUCCAAGCAACCGAACCCAUACAAAGUGUGGGAAAACCCCCAUACAAGCACGUCAAAAGAUAAAAAAAAACUAUCAUGCGGACUGUGAAAACGCACUAACCCGAAGCCGAGCAUGAAAACGGGAGCCGCCACACCGAACAAGAAACGAUAUAGAUUACCGAACAUGAACCGAACCACGCCGCCUUGGGAAACCAUCAGACCCCGGUUAGAGUUUUCGGUGCAAACAGCUCCAGCUCAAAAGUAAUUUGUGUAGGAUUCGCAAAAGGCAUUGCCUGCGACAGUCUGUGAUAGUUGGUGUAGGUACUGGUUCAACCACUGAAUCUCCUAUGAUUUUACGACACAUUUUACUACUACUGGACAGAAGGUGUAUUAUAGUUUACAUCCAACCAUUGAUUCGGUAAGCACUUUAGAAAUUUUAUUUUUCAUAUUUUUAUUUUUACAAGGGUAAUUGAGUAAUUCACUCAAUCUUCCAUCGAGAAAUAAGGGAUCGGAGCCUUCCCGCGCCUCCUCAGAGUUUAGUGGAUUCUGGCCGUCCGAUUCGUUCUCCUGAUACGAUUCUGGGCGUUGGAUCGAUGGGGUGAAUGAUUCUGGCCGUCGGAUCGAGCCGCGCGCCUGUAGCAAUGAAUAGUUACCGCCCCCUCCCGGUCUCUCUCACUUCACGUACUCGUUCCGGUCUCGCUGACGUGUGGGGUCGCUCGCAUGUGGGCCGCGUUUGUCAGCGGCUGUGCCCGGAGAAGCGUCUCGUGUACGUGUUUUGCUGUCAAAAUAUCAUGCCACCGCCAGUAAUUUCGCCACCCCGCCGAGGGCAUUUGUGCAAAUUUGCGUGCGUGUCCGUGAGUGGCGUCGUGUGGGUGGUUGAAUUUGGCGUAAGAGUGGGGAGGGCCCCCGAUUGGGUAGGAACCCUAGCCCAUUCUCCCCGCCGCGCCCCUCUCCCCUUCUCUACCGCCGCCGCCGCCGCCAGCGCAGGCCGCGGACACGACGAGGAGGCGGCCGGCAUCACCGCGCGCCGCCCGGCCAAGGUCUUCUCCCGCGUGCGCCACCUCCUCGCCAAACCUUUCCCCUACGCGCGGCCCUCGCCGACUUGCUCUUCCUCGGCGGGGAGCAGCAGUAGCAGGCGGAGGCGCUGUGCUCGCGGAGGGGCUGCAGAUCCCCGCCGAGCAGGCCGCGCUGGUGCUCGCCGCCGUGCUCCCCGGCGACGACGACGAACCCGCAACGGAAGGAGCUGGCGCCUCCCCGCCCCCAUCUAUCCACUCCGUCCAGAUCUUCCUGUACCCGCAGCAGAUAGAGAGAGGGAUGAUGUGAAGGAGACCAGAUAGAGAGAGGGAUGAUGUGAAGGAGACGAGAGGAAGGAGAAGCCAUGCCCCGUCCACUGCGUCGUGCGCGACGACCGGCUGGGCUCUGUUUCAGCACCCCAAUGCUUGUCGGCGCUUCUUCGACGACCACCCAGGCACGCCAUCGCCUCUCUUCGACCCCAACGGAAGGGACGACUAAUUAAUCUGUCCAGAUCCGAGGCAAGUGAGGCCUUGCUUCACCCCUCUCCCCUUCAAGAAGGAUGUGCCCUUCCUCUGCUCGUUGUUGCUGGUUCAGGCAUGGGCUAUUGAGGCUUCUUCGUGGUGCUUGGACCUGUUAGUUCCCUGGCUUUGGUUUUCUUUCAGUUUUUCGGAUGGGUUACAAAAGCAUGCAGAUAAUGAGAGUUGAAAUUCUGAAUCUUUGCGCCUUUGGAUUAUAUAUAUAGCUAGACUCUGUUUGCAACAAGCUGGGUGCGAAGUAUGCUUCUGUUCCAGUUGUCGAGCUGAAGGAUCACCCAGAUUUAUGUGAAGAUCUUCUGAGGUGCGAAUUCUCUAUUUCUACGAACUGCAGGCGCAAUCUUGUAUUGUUAGUGGUGAACCAUGCUGAUUUUUCUCUUUGUGCCCUGAUGUUUCCUUUUAAGUUAGACAUCACAAUCUUAGAAGCCUUGCAUGACAAAGAUAACCCUUGGCAUAUUUUUUGCUUCUGUCAGUAUACUUUUGAUGGCCAUGCCUCUGAUUGUCAGUAUAUUUUGCUUCUGUCAAUAUACUCCGCAUAAUAUGUUUGGAUGGAUGCGAGUGUACAUCUGGUUUGACAUGGUUUGAAAAAUGACCAACUGGAUGGUUUUUGCAACUUUUGGUUCAAUUCAUGGGUAUAUUAAAUCUGUAGUUGUGAAUUUCAUCUUGCAAUUCAGAAUGCGUUAAUUGGAUUAUAUCGGCGAUGAUAUCUAUAAGGUUAUUUGUCAAAUACCCUGAGCCCAGGACGUGCCUAUGUAAAUCUUACAUUCUGAAAUCACAAGCUUAUGUGAGAUUUUCAACAAUCAUAUACAUUUUGGUCAAUGCCACCCUGAUGGUUAGUGCAUUUUCCUUCUGUCGGUAUACUCUACAUAAUAUAUUUGGAUGGAUGUUCUGAUAUGAGAUUUUUGUGGCAAGUAGUUAAAUCACUCUCACGGGUUGUAAAUCUGUGUUGGUCUGUUUUGAAAAAUGGCCAACUAGAUAGCUUCUGCCACUUUUGAUUAUAUUCAGGGGUAAAUUAAUUUGUACUCGUACAGUUCAUAAUGCAAUUCAGACUCUGUCUAUUGUAUUUUAUGAAUAAUGAUUUGUCUUCGGUUGUUCUGUUCAAAUACCCUCAACCCAAGAUGUAUCUGUGUUAUCUUACAUUCAGAACUCAAAAUCUUAUUGUUGAAUUUGGCGACUACAUUCUGCUGUUGGCUUAGCUUCUCAUUGUCGGUGUAUUUUGCUUGUGUCAGUAUAGUCUGCAUAAGAUGUUUGUGUGGAUGUUCUUAUAUGAAUUUAUGCAGCAACACUAACUAUGAUUUUACAGGUCAAUUAUCAGCACAUAUACAUUCAUUGUUCUUCGCACAAAAAUUUUGAUGCUAAAACUGCCUGGUACAUUAUUGUAGAAAGAGCAAAUGGCAUAUUGUAUGAACUAAUUGUCUCGGUUAUAUGGUUGCCGAGUGUUGACUAAUUUACUCAACAAAGUAGUUUACUCGGUUUAGCAGUUUUGUUCCAUUUGGUUUAAUCGCUCGGGAUUCUUUGGGAGUAUUUAGGACUGAACUACACUUUUAUAGUAAUUGAAAACUCGUCGUGCCUCACAUGACACAGUGCAACGGCUACGAAGAGGACAUGCGAGUUUGUGUUGGGUGUGGGUGGCUGGAUUCUUAUUUUUGAGCUUGCAUGCCUGGCACAUUCUGUUUUCAAAUAUAUUAUACCUAUCUAAUUGUUUGGCGUCUCAGGCACAAGAGCAUGAGGUGUUUGCACCAAUUGCUUUCUUCACACCACGGCCAUGGCUUUGCACCUAUUCUAACUCUGGCAAGUACCCGGUGAUAUAUGAAGCCACCAGCUCUUGUGAUGUACCAUGUAAACAACCGUGUGAUCUCCCUCUUCUUUUGUGAACACGACGGCGCGUCUAUCCAUCCUUGUACGAACAUUGCAUGGAUGGACAUUGCAUCCUUCAAUUUACCAUGUAUGAACAUUUCCAUCCUUUAAUUGUGUUUACUAUCGUUCUGGCCGCUA